CGACUAGCCCCGAUGUUUGCCGAUCAAAACCGAGCGCCCCGCUUGCGAAAUACCACCAAAAACAAUUUUUACACCACCACAAUUAUGUAAUUAGUCAAAAUAAAAUAUUUUUUACAAUUUUACCAAGUUAGUUAGGUGUAAAAAUAUUCAAAAUCAAAGUUUCGCCAUGUAAAUCUAUUUUUGUGUUCAAAAACGUGAUGAGAGGAAUAUUGAUUUUUUAGUGACUGACGUUGUAUGCGGAACCUGUGUUUAGUGUUGUUUUAGUGUUUCUUUUAAGAUAUAAUGACCGUCCAAGCAGGAUUGAGAGUCCACCAAGAGUCGACAUGACGCUGUAAACAUGGAAGGGGGCACCACGGCCACGGAGGCCUAUCAGUAUGUGGGGCCUUUUCGCCUCGAAAAGACCCUGGGCAAGGGGCAAACUGGCCUCGUUAAGCUGGGUGUACAUUGUGUAACUGGUAAAAAGGUGGCAAUCAAAAUUAUCAACAGAGAAAAACUUAGCGAAUCUGUGCUUAUGAAGGUGGAACGCGAAAUAGCCAUAAUGAAAUUAAUUGAGCAUCCACACGUAUUGGGGUUAUCUGAUGUUUACGAAAAUAAGAAAUAUCUGUAUUUAGUUCUAGAACAUGUUAGUGGGGGUGAACUGUUUGAUUAUUUAGUGAAGAAGGGCAGGCUAACCCCAAAAGAAGCGCGAAGAUUUUUCCGACAAAUAAUAUCUGCUUUGGAUUUCUGUCACAGCCAUUCUAUAUGCCACCGAGAUUUGAAACCAGAAAAUCUGCUGUUGGACGAGCGGAAUAACAUUAAAAUUGCUGACUUCGGGAUGGCGUCGCUUCAGCCUGCUGGUUCUCUAUUGGAGACGUCAUGUGGAAGCCCGCAUUAUGCUUGCCCUGAAGUUAUAAGGGGAGAAAAAUAUGACGGCAGACGGGCUGAUGUUUGGUCUUGCGGUGUUAUAUUAUAUGCGCUACUUGUUGGGGCAUUACCGUUUGACGACGAUAACUUGAGACAACUUCUUGAAAAAGUGAAGCGUGGAGUGUUUCAUGUGCCACAUUUUGUGCCUCCUGAUUGCCAGCAGUUAUUACGAGGAAUGAUUGAAGUCAAUCCUGAAAAAAGAAUGACAUUAGCAGAAAUAACAAGACAUCCAUGGGUGACAGCUGGAGGCCGUGGAGAGUUAGAACAAGAGUUGCCGAUGAUGGAGGUGGUUCAGACAAGAGUCUUACCAUCAGCCGAUGCAAUAGAUCCUGAUGUACUACAGGCUAUAUGUAGUCUGGGGUGCUUUAAGCAUAGGGAAAAGCUGAUACAGGAUUUAUUAAGUGCACACCACAAUACAGAGAAAGUGAUAUACUUCCUUCUGCUGGAGCGUAAAAGGCGUCGGCCUGCUAGAGACGAUGAGCCCAGGCCACCUGCUUUAGCUGCGCCCACUGAUCCUCCACGGAAACGACUUGAUACCUGUCGGGUGAAUGGCCAAUCAGCACAUUUUGGUCAAAUAAGUGAAGGGUCACCUAUUACCCCAAGGCGAUCUCAAUUCAGGUCUUCCAGUAGACGCGGUGAAGGCAGAAGUUCUCCCCAGCUCUCAGCGAGUCCUCCUGCUGGUCACACUCCGCACCGGGUCUCUUCCCUGGGAGGAACCCCGGCUACUCCUGGUUCACCUUUAGCAUCACCAUCAGUUCGUGAACAUCAUCAUCAAAGAGCGAACUCUACUGGACCUACCAUUAGCUUAAAUAUUAGUGGUGAACCAGGCGAAGCGGUGAUAAUAAUAAACGAAUCCCCAAUGGUCGGGUCCUCAGUGGCCGUUCGACCUCAUAGUCCUUCGCAUUCGCAUAGAGUACGUGAGAGGUCUUCCCUCCCCGGGCCUACGACGCAGUCGCCUGCGCAAACGCUAUUCCCAAAUUUAGGCACUAUAGCAGUUCCAGGUGGGGCAUCUUCAUCGGGCGCGGCGGCUCCUUGGCGAGCGAGAUUAGCCACAAUCAAGAACUCCUUCCUUGGAUCACCUCGGUUUCAUAGGAGGAAAAUGCAGACGUCUUCAGAAGAAGUCCACCUCACACCGGAGAGCUCCCCGGAGCUGACCAAGCGUUCCUGGUUCGGAUCUCUUCUCCUAUCGGCGGAUAAAGAAGAGACGUUCACUGCUCUGGUUAAAGGGAAACCGCUCGCUACCGUCAAGGCUGAUCUAAUACACGCUUUUUUGAGUAUAGCGGAAUUAUCACAUAGUGUGCUAAGUCCGAUGUCAUUCCGCGUGGAAUACAAACGGGGUUCCAACGCACCCGCCAUGUUCCAGAGACAUGUGAGAUUCCAGGUGGAUAUAUCAACAAUAACCAAAGCGCCGGGUGAGAACGGGAAAGAAUAUUUAUAUGCCAUCACUUUUACACUACUCUCUGGUAACAUCCGCCGCUUCCGGCGAGUGUGCGAAGUGGUCCAGGCGGCGGUGUGCCGGGCCCCCGGGGCCUCCAGGGCUCCGGCCCUUCAUCCGCCCUCGCCUAGGGCUUCGAGGCGGAAUAUUCAGCCGCUCAAUGCGAACGAAAUCCCGGAUAGUCCAGAGACUCCGCAAAAUCAAGAAGACAGCGAUUGUUCGGUGUUCGACUCUCACACGCCCGGCAGUCAGACUUCCAUUGAGAGGUUCGACCAGAAUGGCACUCAUACGUUAGGUUCAAACUCGUCUGUCGCGAGUGGAUCCAGUGGAUAUAAGCAGGGCGUGCGUUGUCGGCGUGCUGUAGAGCCGGCGUCAGCUUCGCUUGACCACGAGAUUAUGAGUUGCGGAAGAGACUUGCCCGGUACACAUACAAAGAGGUCAUCAUCCGAGUGUAGGGAGUCCACUUCGUCUCCUCGCCGGGGACUCGAAUCCCGGGACUCGUCUAUAAAAGACGAGCUACGCCGCAACAAUUCACUACGCGAACGUCGCGACGUCACACCCACGUCACUGGCGUGAGGUCAUCAAUUUGUGCGCAGCCGUUUUCGUCGUUUUUGUCGACGUAUUGUUUUGUGCGAUUGGCAUUUUUAAUUUGUUUUAAAAUUUAAUUGGUUAAAAUUGUCGUUGGUUUAGUGUACACAUUUAAAUGAAUUUUAAUGGUAUAAACGUGUAUUUGAUUAUUUACAAAAUUUGACGUUUCCAGGGCUUUACUAUAUACCAAAUAGUCGUUAGCAAGAGGAAAUGUCUAUGUAAAUAAUUUCGCGUUUGAUUUUAUAAUUUUAUUCGUGAUUUACAUACUAUAUAUAUACAUAUGAAUGUUUUCUUUACUUUGCUUAGGAUUUUAAAAAUGUCAAUCGUUUAUUUGUGGCAAGAAAAAAAACCCUGUCGAUAUAAUACUUUUAACCAAAUUAAUUUAAAACUAAUCACGAAGAUUUAUAUCGACAGUUGUGAAGAAACGGACGCUUCUAACUGUACGCUCAUUUUUGACAAUGUCACUGUCAGAUCGACGACUGCCAUCCUUCAGAAUGACAUCUGACAGUUUGACUUUAGGCUAAAUAGCUGUAAGUAGCAAGCUUUAUAUGUUACAAAAUUGAAACCGGCCAUUCACUAACGCUAUCCAGUACUGAUUAUUUAGCUAAGGCCCGACGCCAUGACAUCCAAUUAUUAGUAAAGUUAAUAUUAAUAAU
This is a messenger RNA of Pieris napi, 3582 nucleotides long. It is a transcript of the gene sff, whose product is annotated as serine/threonine-protein kinase BRSK2. The transcript is spliced from 25 exons. Bases 338 to 2914 code for a protein of 858 amino acids. Lineage: Eukaryota; Metazoa; Arthropoda; Insecta; Lepidoptera; Pieridae. The record is from RefSeq and is a predicted model, not a curated record. Gene Ontology annotation, molecular function: tau-protein kinase activity; ATP binding; protein serine/threonine kinase activity. Gene Ontology annotation, cellular component: cytoplasm. Gene Ontology annotation, biological process: intracellular signal transduction; protein phosphorylation; microtubule cytoskeleton organization.